AUGAAUAAAUGGACACUUAAAUUUGAAAAUUAGGCAUUGGAAUCUUAGUUUUAAGCAAAAUAACAGGAUAAUCAUAAAACCUUUAUUUUUAAAGUUAUAACUAUCUCAUCAAUUAUUUUGCAUAUAGGAAAACUUAUAUCUGAUUCAUUUUAAAACUCACCUUUAAGAAUAGAAUUAUAAGCCCCAGGAUUGAUUGUGUCAUUAAUCACUUUAAUAGUAUUAUUUAAGUAUCCUGAAUAUUCUUCAAAUUUGAUGACUUUACUAAAUUACUCGUUUUCAAUAGUCUAAUUUUGGGUUGACAACACUUAUGGUUAAUAAAGAAGUUUUGUUUUAGGAUCAAAUGUGAUGGCCACAUAAAUGAUUCUAAUGAUGUCUUUAGACUUUUAUCAAAUAGUUCCAUAGAUUGUAAUACAAUGUAUUUUAAAGUUGUUGAUAAUGAGUAAAUAUUAAGAGGAAAAUUUGAGGGCUGUUACAAUAAUAUAUAGUGUACUUGUUGCAAUAAGUUCAAUCGUAGCUUAUUAUAUAAUAGGCUAAGCUAAGAGAAAGCAGUUUUUAUUGACUGUCAAAGAAGAUAGAUAUUGUAAAAAAUUUUUUUAUUUUAGUACAAUAUUUACCGAAAUUUAUUUCAGUCCCUUUUAUGUUUUUUGAAUAUUAAUAAGGAUAGUUUUAGCCUAUUCUAGUAAGUAAACAAAAUAGGAUAAAAAAAUGGAAUACAAAUCUUUGUGAUGGUUGUAAUUUACGAAGUUUAAUUAGAUAUAUUCAUUUUGAAAAUUAAACUUUGGAAAGCUAUUUAUUGGAAAAAUUAAGUACAAUAAAAAGCUCUUUUGAAUAAGGUAACAUAAUUGAUGAAUUUUCUUUCACAUUUAGAGGAUACUCACAACUAGAUGUAAUAAUCACAAUAACAGACAAAGUUAAAUUUUUAGUAAAGUUUAUAAGUUCAUCUUAAAGCUCUUUAUAGGAGAAAAUUGCACUUGAUAAAAUUAAUCAUUUUUAUCGUUUGAUAAGAGAAGUUUUUAAGUGCAUAUAAAGACCUGAAAAAUAUAGAAACAUAUUAUUCGAUAUUUCUAUUCAAUUUAUAUCUGGAUUUUAUUUAUAUGGUAAUAAAGAAGUUCAUUUUUAUCCAGUUGAAACUGUUAGAAAUGUGAUUAAAUUUGUUGGAGCAUCAAAUGUUUUAUUAAAUGCUGAUUAAUCAACAUAAGGUUUUAGUUUGAUAGGUUCAAAAAAUUAGUUUUCUGUAUUUUUUUUAUAGAUUUGUAGAAUAUUAAAGAUUACUCAUAGUGAACUUGAAUUUAUAAUAAUAAGAAUAAGCAUGUCAUAAGAAAAUUAAUUAAUUUUUGAAUUUUCUCUAAAAAGAGAGAAUUUAUAAAAAUUUAUUCAUUUGUAUAAGAUAAAUAAAUUUUUGUAAGCUUUAGAGUUAGUUCUUUUUGAGAAAAGUAUAGAUUUUCAGAAUGAAUGCUAAUUAAAAAUGAGGAGAAUUUCAAUUGAUGAUCCUAAAUAAGUAAUUUGA
Messenger RNA from Paramecium sonneborni, 1507 nucleotides. The record is from the annotation of a GenBank genome assembly. NCBI's taxonomy places the organism in Eukaryota, Ciliophora, Oligohymenophorea, Peniculida, Parameciidae.